UUCUAGCAAGAACCGUGCAAAACUACCUAUGUAGAACCUCAAUGGAGGUCAAAAGCGAGAAAUCUGAGACAUAAGGAUAACUCACACUUUGACACGAAGAAAGGAUGAGGGUCGUUCUCUCAAUCACUAUAAAGCUCAACAAGCACAAAGCUCCUAACAUUAGAACGACCCCUAAAUGUCACACAUCUCAAAGGGGUUGACUAAGGGAUAAAAUAUUUCGGACAAACAACUUUUAUGCGUGGACUAAUCCUAUGCCUCCAUCAUACUCACUAGUGACAACGGUGAAUGUUACAUACCAUGGCGAGAGGGAUCUAUCACACAUGAAAAAGACGAUCGGCAUAAAUCUCACAUGGCUACCUAGCCACCCAAUCAUCUAUUCCAAUUUCACGAACUUCUGUGCAAGGCAAUUGUAGAGUACCAAGUCAAGACAUCCAUUCAUUUAAGCACACAUGAGAACCAAACUUUUCCACACACCUAAUGCAUUCUCAGUCAUCGUAAUAGGAUGCACUCGAUCACAUGCAACAAUUCAAGAUCAAUGCCAAAUAAGCACGAGAUUCACCCACCAACCAUCUAUUUUGAUCAUGCAUUACUUGGAGCCUUAAAAUUUUCAAAUUUGGGCGUACAUCAAGGCUCCAAGCAUUUAAUCACACACACAAGCAUAAUAAUAAACUACCCCGCCCCCACUUAAGCUCGACAUUUCCCUCAAUGGCAUAAAUAGGGGAUAGAUCGAUGUUACCGCAUGGCUUGGUGAAUGAAAAUUGAACAAUUUCCCCGGGUAGGAUGUUUGAGCUUCAAAAGGAAGACAAAACAAAAACACACGCAUAUUCUCGCUCAAGGCGAGGUUAUUACACCUAACUAAGUUUCACAUCACUAUGCAAAGGAAAAAAACUCACAAAUUACUAGUUCACACACUAAGGAAAGAGACAAUAAAAAUAAAAAUAAUCAGAGUUCAGAGUUUCAAGUGGAGAAGUGGGGCGAAAGAAAUCGGCUCUGCCAUAUGUCUGACUCGUCGUCUACCUCAUCGUGGAUCCAAGGUCACUCCUCAUCAUCCGAAAGGAUGCCCUGGUGUCGAGAAAUCAUCUCCAGGAGGUUGGUAUAUUGGUCGAGCCGAGUGGUGACUCCCACAAACUGCUCCUCAAGGCGAUCGAAUCACUGCUCGAGGUGGGCUCUGGAGGAGCAAAGACCUGCUCCGGAUGAUGAUGAUGAUGAUGAUGAUGAUGAUAAUGAUGAUGAUGAUGAUGAUGAUGGUGGUGGUGGUGGUGGUGCGGUGCGCCGGCGGCGACUUGGAGUUCUGGCAGGUGGCUUCUUUGGCGGAGGGACCCCUGGGGAAAGGCCCUCAAUAUAGCUAUAUGGUCUGAAGACUCGAAGCAGCUUCAUGGCUCUUAAGUUUUCCUCCCCAAACCCCGAGGAGCGUCUUUCCUUUUUGCAGCACUUAAGGUUGAUAUUGAAGUGCCGAGCUAGGCGGGUGAUGUAGGGACCCAGUGACAUUACAUAGCUUCGACUACCACUAAUAGCCCUGCUGCAAGAGGUUGCCAGGAUAGAGCCUAGAUGAAGGUUACUGGAUGGAUCUGCCAUGGAAGAGAAUGUGAGCAAGGGUCUCUCGGUGAUCUUGUUCGUGUAAAUAUAGCUUGGGUAAAGUGAAUGAGCAAGGAGUGUGCUUAUGACACGCCAUUGUGGCUUGAGCGUAGAUGCCGAAGUGCGAGAUGGAACAAACCGAGUUUGGCAUAUCUCUGGGAGGCAAAACCUCUUGAAAGAAGCUUGCACAUCGAAAUUUCGAUGGCAUCCGCCACCAACUCUGCUCCUGACCUUAUGGGGUCCCCAUGGCUCCAGCAAACUGGUUAAAAGACAGUGCACGAUGCACACCUCCCAAACGAAAAUCAAUAGAGCAAGUGAGGUGCCCCAGCAGGUUCCUCUCCCUAAGGAUGUAGAAAGUGCUGAAAAACUCUACACACAUCUCUGUGUAAAUGUCAUCUUCCAUCUGGAGAAGCUGGCUCCAUUGUGGGUGUGCCAUAGCCUCUCUCAUGAUAUCUCCACAAUGUAAUCCAUCAAACUAAGUGAAAUCGAGUUUCCAAUGGGGUCUGGUGCCCAGAACCUCGCUUCCUUUUCGAUGUCGGCCACCGUUUUAGCUCUACCAAGUACGGGUGGCUUAUGUCAACCAUCCUGCAAAAAUAUCCAAUACAUACACCAUACGUGGAAAUAUCUGUCAAUCUCACAUCAAAAGGGGAGAAAAGAUCCCCCCUCCCAGUUAGGAUUCCACUAAGUUCCUAUGGCUUUGAAGGCUUUACACAAGACCAUAUUUCAAAAAUUUAAGCACAACCACGAAUGAAACACAUCGAGACAUGGUUCUAGACGAUUCAAGGUUUAUCAAAAUAACACAUCAAACCUAAACCAUGACUCGAUGGGCACCAACCACCAUUCACAAAAGUGAAUUCAAUCAACAUUCAAACAUAUUGCACUUGGUGGGCAAUUCGCUUAAUUUAUCACAAUUCAAGAAAAACGAGCCCACCAAGGCUCAAUCAAGUCCACAUGCACAUCAUUCAUCAUUGAAACUAACCAAUUUGACAACCCAUCGCCUAAUUUCAUCCAUUCAAGCCAAAUCAAAUCGAUUCUCCUCACCUAAGAACUCUAAUACAAUUCUCCAAAAAUGACAAUAUAAAGGCUUGAAACAGACCUGGAGACGCAAAUAGGGUCGAAGAGUAAGGUGAGGAGGAUGCGAGGGUGCCAAAAAAUCCCAGAAAACUGGCCGGAGAGGCUCGCCGGAAAUCUCCCUCCCCAGGAAAAGUUGAGCCAAAUUGGCUCAAAACUUUGGCGAAGAGGCGCCCGGCGGUGGGAUUGUGGGUAUGUGUUUGGGUUUUAAAAUGGGUGGCCAAAAGUCGUUGAAAUCGACGGAAAAUGGAAAUAAAUUGCGAUUUUCCGG
This is a messenger RNA of Linum trigynum, 2917 nucleotides long. NCBI's taxonomy places the organism in Eukaryota, Viridiplantae, Streptophyta, Magnoliopsida, Malpighiales, Linaceae. The record is from the annotation of a GenBank genome assembly.